Messenger RNA from Passer montanus (Eurasian tree sparrow), 6147 nucleotides. RefSeq names its product WW domain binding protein 4 (gene WBP4). Gene Ontology annotation, biological process: mRNA splicing, via spliceosome. Gene Ontology annotation, cellular component: nucleus; precatalytic spliceosome. The transcript has 9 exons. Bases 137 to 1240 code for a protein of 367 amino acids. The record is from RefSeq and is a predicted model, not a curated record. NCBI's taxonomy places the organism in Eukaryota, Metazoa, Chordata, Aves, Passeriformes, Passeridae. Gene Ontology annotation, molecular function: RNA binding; zinc ion binding; protein binding.
GAGCGCGGCUUGAGCCCUCCCGGCUCCCGUCGCCGCGCUCCCUCCCUCUCCCGGCGCCGCCCCAUCCCGCCCCAGCGGCGCGGCGAGCGGAGGGGAGCGCAGGGCAGCGGCGCGGCGAGCUGCCGGGGCAGCGGCGAUGGCCGAUUACUGGAAAUCUCAGCCUAAAAAAUUCUGCGAUUACUGCAAGUGCUGGAUAGCAGACAACAGACCUAUUAAGAAGAAAAGUUUGGAAAAGGCAAAAGAAGAAGAAAACAUGUCAAAAGAAUUUGCAGCAAUGGAGGAGGCUGCAAUGAAAGCAUAUCAAGAGGAUAUGAAAAGGCUUGGAAUUAAGCCAGAUGCUGUAGGUUCCAGUUCAACACAGAGUAAAACACAGAGUAACACAGUGGAAACUAAAGUGAAGAAAGAAAAGAAAGAGAAGAAGGAAAAGAAAGAAAAGAAAAAAAAGACACCUCAGGACGCCUCAAUGCCAUCAAAAACUGAAACGAAGGAGUGGGUGCAAGGAUUAUCUCCUGAAGGCUAUACAUACUACUACAACACAAAAACUGGAGAAUCACAGUGGGAGAAACCUAAAGGAUUCCAAGGCAACUCUCAAAACUCACAAACGGGAGCAGAAUGGGUGGAAGGUGUCACUGAAGAUGGUCAUACCUAUUACUAUAACACACAAACUGGAGUAUCCACAUGGGAGAAACCGGAUGGUUUUGUUUCAUCUUCAAAUGAGAAGGGUCAACGUGCAGAAACAGCAUCUGAAUCAGACUCAGAAGAUAGUGAGGAUGAAACAGAGAGUUCAGAAACAAACUUCAAGAGGAAAGGAGAUAAUGGUGAGGAAUCAGAGGAAGGGAAAUCUCCCAAAGCUAAAAAGUUAAGCCCUUAUGGGAAAUGGCGAGAAGUUAAGUCAGAAGAAACUACAGAUAAAGAGGAGAGUACAUCAGCUUCCCAAGAAAACUCUGGUGAUGGAUCUAACAAGACCAACCCUUAUGGGAAAUGGAAAGCACUUAAGGAAGUAGGGGAAGAACAAGAAGAAGAAGAAGCAGGUGAAAAAGUGGACCUGGAGCUUCCAAGUACAGAGAGUGACAAUGUAGCACCCCCAGUGCUAGAGGAUCCAGAAGAGGAAACAGUCAUAUUUAAAGAGAAGACAGUCACCUCCCUUGGAGACCUGACAGAAGGGGUGCCAACAUUUAAGAAGAGGAAAUUUGAAAAUGGAAAAUCUAGAAACUUAAGACAAAGACUAAGUGAUCAGUAAUACUUAACAAAUCAUUUUAGAUUCUGUUUAAGCUAGAGUGAAUCAAAAGUUUAAUAUUUUCAACAGGCUUUUAUAAAGAAAGUGUUGGAUAGAAGUUAAGGAUUUAUAGGUAAUAAAACAUAAGUGAGUUUAAUAUUUUUUUUAUUUUAUUUUGAUGUGAUUGGUUUUGGAAUGGAAGUUUGUGUUAAAUUACUUAUGCAAUAUUGUAAAUACUUGCAUUCUUUAUUGUAACCAUGCCAUCCAAGUUCUAUUUGCUCUGUGUAUGCUGUUUUAAAUACAUUUCAUAAGGUUUUUUACUCCUUUUCUAAGUAUGUGAGAAUGUAGCAAUCCUUAAUCUGACAAAAAUGAAGCAGACCUUUUAUUUUCAUAGAGGAACUGGAUCAAUAGAGUAUACUAGAGAGUAAAAUCAUCCCCCAAGAUUGUUUAUGUGGUGUAGUUUCUCACUAACGAGUAGAAUAUUGUGCUUACUAACCUUCGUCUGAUCAUUUGCAAAAGAGUGGGUGGUGAGACUGCCAGCAUUUCAAACUGAUCAUUUAGAAGCUGUUUUUAGAAGAGUUAGUCACAUCAGUGCCACCCAUUCCAAAUGAUGUUCUGAAAAAUUAUUUGUGUAUGUGCAUAGUAAAUGUAUUAAACCUCUGCAGAAAAUCUAACCUUGAUGAAUCCUAACUUGUAGUAACAGCACCAGAGCCACCCCUGUUGGAGUAGACAUUUCUGUGAUGUCUUCUGUCUCCUGAUUUAUUGUUGUCUACUUGAAUUUUUCCUUCCUUUUACUUUAUCAAGUUUUCUUUUUUAGUCUUGCUUUCUUUUUGUCUACUUCCUAGCAAAAAACCCACUUGCCUGAUAUUUUAAUGAAAAAGUACUUAUAGAGACUUGGCCCUGCUACAGCAUACAGGACCAUUUUUGAUGUGGUUGUGUUUUUUCUGUUGAUAAGAAGUGUGUGUUUUAUGGUUGCAGUGUUUGAUAAGCUGAGAGGGCCUAAGUGUGUUGAAGCUUCAUCAUUCUCAGUACUAUAGGGGAGGAAACCAAGAGAUCAGCAGAGCUGAUGGCUGUAGAGUCCAAGAUGACUUGGAAUGUUUUCUUAAGGAUUGUCCCACUUGGUGGGGAUUGGUCUGCAUUUAGCAUCACCAGAACUUGUUGUCUGUGUCAGAAUAUAGCUGCACUCAUUGCUUCUCUAGCCAUCAGUGAACCAGAAAGGUCCAAAUAAUGAAUUUAUUAAAAACUAUGUCUCUAUUAUUGAAGCUCACAGUGUUUUGUUCAGGAGAGUCUCAGUCAAAAGAAGAAGGAAUGCAGCUAAGGCAAGUGCCAAGAGUCCAGUAAAAUAGAGUUGGUAACUGCUGAGCUUGAAUUUCUUUGAGAAAACAACUAUUAAUCUGUUGGCUCAAUUGAGAAAGGAGUGCAGGAGAGAGAAUCUGGUUUAUUCCGUAUUACAGUGGAAGUUGAAGUUCUUUUUUCUAUUCUGUGACUUUUACUGUAUUUAGAAGAGAAUUAAUUAUUGUAUUUAAUCCCAUGUGUUUUCUUGGCUUCCUCAGGGUUGGUGUAUUUUGGCUGAUGUUUGUUCUGAUAAAUUUGAAAGUUUACUGUAAUAUCUGACCCUGUAUUAUUAUUUAGAGAUGCAGGACACAUGCAGGAUGCUUCAAAGUCUGAGAUGCAGGAAUGUACAACAUGUACUCCCAGGAGAGGGUUUCUUAAUCACAUUUUUUAGGGUUUGUUCUUACUUCUGCAUUUCUCUGGGAGCCUGCUCUAACUUGAAGUUUUCUUGUGUUUGUGGCCAGUUUACUCUUUCAAUUUACACAAGUCCUGCCCUUGAGCUAAGUAGCUUCCCUUCACCUUGAAUCCAUCACAUCUUCUCUCUUUGAAAUCACAAACAGCAUCCUUGUGUGACAGGAUCUUCAGUGUCCCACCAGUGCUCCUCAUCACCCAUCCAGCCUGCAUCUGCCUGGACUACACUUGCCUAGAUGGAUUUCCCUGGGCUAGUUCACCUUGAUUAAGGCCAUGCAUGAUGUCAUGAUGUCACCAAUACUUCUUAGCAUGUUGAAAGUAACUCUUGAUACUUCCCUAAACCUCAUUUGCUUUUCACAUGACUUAGACACUGUCUGCCAUGGGCACCCUUACCAGUGACUUCCCACUACAUCUGAUUCUUUCUGCUCCUUUGCUUUUGCAAGCUGCUGUGUUACCAGCUGGUCAUGCUUCCCUUUAAAGUACAAUUCUUUUUUUUCUUAGAAAAUUUUUUGUACUGCUGUACUCAUUCUCCUUCUGUUACUCCAAGCCUAAAGUAUAUGCAUUUCAUUGUGAUUUCUGAAAAGCUUUUUGUUUAUUAGUACAGUUUUAUCAAAUAGUAUAGGGCUUUCUUGUAGGCUCCACUUUUAAUAUCCUCUGAGGAGAAUAGCUUUCCUCUUUUACUGAGGUUCCCAAAAUAUUAGCAUCUUUUCUUCAAAAUGCUUUGUCACUUUGAAGUGGUCACAGGCAGCGAUUUAAGAUACCUGUAACUAAAUCUCUUUAGCAGAUGUUUAAAGACAUCUGAAAAUGAGUGUUCAAAACUUGUUUCCUUGUGGAGCUGCUGUUAGUUGUACUAUGAGCCAAAGGUCUUUGUAUUGUGUUAAGUAGAUCAGAACAUUAGGAAAAAAAGAUUAAAAGUUUUCUUUGCUUACAGCUAGUAAAGUUAGUUUAAAUACCAUACGUGUGGUUUUAGCUGAUGUGACUUUUAAAGCCUGCAUUUCACAAAGAAAUACAGCACUUUGCUCUCCACUACCUCUGAAAGUCAGAGACCAGUUAAUUCUUUGUUAAGUGCAAGUUAUAAAAAGGGCCAGUUGAGUUUUGAUAUAUCCUAAACCUAAUUAAUUAAUUAAACCUAAUUGUUUAAUUUUGCACCAUGCUGUCAUUCAAUUUCCUUACUUGUAUCUAAACCAAAUAUUUUCUGCUCUACACAAAAAUACUGUCUUGUAUGAGAUUUAAGGCAGAUGUUGCUUUUCCAGGACAUCUGUGUUGCGCAGAUCUCCCUCCCUUCUGUCCCAUCUCCCUGCAAAUUCUUCUGCUUUUGGAAUUUGCUAUAGGAGCCCUCUAGGUAUUGCCACUGUUAUGCCCCUCAUCUGCUAACCCUCCUUUGGGCUGUGCUGGCUUUUGACAAAGGAAUGUUCCUUUUACUGUUUCAGGCAAGUGUUGUCUUUUCUGGCUGAUCUAUCAGACAGAGUUUUUAUCUGCUUGCCUGUUUUUAUUGCAAGCUCCUUGACUACACUGUUGGUUUGUAUGAUGUCAUAGACACUAUGAGCAAUAUUAGGAGAGCCAGAGAGCAGGGGGCAGUCGUUGUAGUUUCUGAUUAUGAUUUCUUCUGUGUGGUUUUGAGCCAGUCAGUUCACAGCUCUGUAUUUUUCUUUCCUUGCCUCAUGUUUUCAUCCACCUUGUCUGCUUAGAAAGGCAGCUUCACAGCAUAAGACUGUGUGUUUUUACAGCAGGGCCUGCCUGAAGUUGGUAAUGCUUUUAGAAGCAAAUACAUUGCAUAUACAGAAAAAAAGAAAAAUUAUUUUGUUGAGCAUUUGCUAUGCCAGGAGCUGUGCAGAGACUGCUCAAUUUUAGCCAUGUUAUAAAAUAAUCCUUGUUCCUAUUUAGGCUAAAGUACAUUUUAAUCUUUCACCUGUGGGUUUGUAGAUUGAAAUCCACACUUUCCUAAUAGGGUAAAGUUUUAUUUGACCCUCAUAUAUAAAAUCUGUGCCUGCAGCAUCAUCCAGUUCCAAUAUUCAGUUUUAGAAGUGGGAGGGCUUGGGGAUAUCAUGACAUGGAUCUGAGUUAAAUUCACUAACUUGUGGAUGUAUAAAUAUUUCUCCUUUCUUUUUUCUUCCCUGAAAGAAAUUUUAUUUCAGUGCAAAUUUUGGCAUCUCAGAAAGGGAGUAAAAACCAAUUUCAUGCUGCUUGGUUUCUUUGAUGUGUUUUUUGAGUUGUGUCUCCCCUUUUUUAGCACUUUCCUUAUUAUUGCUGUCUUCCUUGAAUUGUCUUCCUCCUGUAUUCCCAGAUAUGCAAAUCUCUAUCACCGCUGUGCCGUGUUUCUGUUGUCCUCCUUCACUUCUGCCCUGCUCUGCUGAGGUUUCCAGAAAGCUUCAUGUUCUUCUGUAGCCACCGUGUGUCCAGGUCCUGGCUCCCAGGAGUGAUUCUGCUGCCUGUUUGCACUGUGCCCUGAAGAGCCCUGUCUGUUUUCCAACAACACACAAGCUAGUUCAAGACUUUACAUGUGCUCUUUUGAUUUCCUUGAUAAUUCCUUUUUCCAAGACAGAUUCCAUUCCUCGUACAGGGUUUGCAGCCCUUAGAUCCCUUUGCUUGUUGGUACAAAAGCUGUCUUUAUACCUCCUUCUAUCAGCUGUGGCAACCCUUGGGUUCUGUUUUCUCAGCCAGACCUCUUCAGUCUCGCUUCUAUCUACCUCUUAAGUGCCCCUACCUUCUACCUGCUAAAUUAUUUAACUUAGAAUUUGUGUUAACCGUUUGUGUGAUUAACAGGUUUAGCUUUGUGAAAUGUUUCAGGAUAGAACUUGAAUAAAAUUUUCCGUACAAAGCAAAAAGUGUUGCAAAUUAUCAUCUCAAAAAGGCUAAAUUUGCCCAAGGAGGAUUCCCAGAGAACCAGAUUUCAGAAAUUCCUGGAGAAUUUGGGGAAUUCCCAGGAUUCAAAAGCAGAUUUGAUUUUACCUGUAAAACCAUGCCUGCCUGUUAAAAACCAGCAGACAAUGUUUUACAGACCAUGGACUGGAGACAGUGGAUUUUAAUGGCUUGCUUGGGGUGAUUGAAAAGCGUUUGUUUUAGUUUAAAAGUAAUGUCUGCAAAGUUAAACAGCUGGUUUCUCUUCUCAGUUGCAAUUACAAAGUAUUGCAAGCUCUUGAAGUGGAAUUUAUAUGAAAAUACUGAAUAAAGCUUUCAUUUGAACAAUC